Ixodes scapularis (black-legged tick) is the source of this 1248-nucleotide messenger RNA. RefSeq names its product DNA-directed RNA polymerase III subunit RPC6 (gene Polr3F). Gene Ontology annotation, cellular component: RNA polymerase III complex. Gene Ontology annotation, biological process: transcription by RNA polymerase III. The transcript is spliced from 10 exons. NCBI's taxonomy places the organism in Eukaryota, Metazoa, Arthropoda, Arachnida, Ixodida, Ixodidae. The record is from RefSeq and is a predicted model, not a curated record. Bases 150 to 1151 code for a protein of 333 amino acids.
GUGACGUCAUUAUGAACGGGAUUGUUCGGGUGGUUCGGGCCCACUGUGGUUCGGGCAGUUCGGGCGGUUCGCGUAUCGACUGAACGAGCGCAUCGUAUUUCGAAAGCAAAAUCCACGCGUUUGCUUCCAUAGCUUACGAAGAUCGAAACAUGGCAAGUGCCGUCGAAGUCAAAGUGGAAAAACUUGAUUCCGCCGACGUCGAACAAAAAAUAAUCGAGCUUUGCAAUGCCAACCCAGCGGGAAUCACGGACAAAAUCGUCCAACUACACAUCCCCAAUGUGGAACCCGUCAUAAGGGCGGAGGCAUUCAACAAGUUGUUGGGACAGGGCAAAAUAGAAAUCCUCAAGCAGAAGAAUCAACUACUGUACAGACUGAAGGACCCGGAAGCAGACAAGAAAUGCAAGGGCUCCGACAGGGAAGAGAAGGUCGUCUACAAGAUUGUGGAGGAGGCUGGAAACAAAGGCAUCUGGAUCCGCGACAUCCGCAUGAAGAGUGGCCUGGUGCUCACCUCGCUCAACAAGAUUCUGAAGAACUUGCAGAGCAAGAAACUCAUCAAAGCCGUCAAGUCUGUCUCGGCUUCCAAGAAAAAAGUCUACAUGCUGUUCAACCUUGAACCAGACCGUUCUAUCACCGGGGGUGCCUGGUACAGCGAUCAAGACUUUGAGUCCGAAUUUGUCGAAGUCCUCAAUCAGCAGUGCCACCGGUUUCUGCAAAAGAAGCUGACAGUGGCCAGGGAGACAAGCAAGGAUCCCAUGCUGGAGAAGAACGCCUCCUUUGCCUCUUCCAAAGAGGUGUGGAACUUCAUCAUGGAGCUCGGCAUCAGCAAGGUCCAGUUGAGCAUGGACGACAUUGAGACCAUCCUCAACACCCUCAUCUACGACGGCAAAGUCGAGAAGACGGUCGUUUCGGCGGGAGGGAUGGGCUCAUCUUCCAAGGGGGCCGGGGCGGACUCUGCGGACGUGGUCAACCUGUACCGGGCGGUCGAUCCGCUGGUCGAAAGCGCCGGCAUCAUGCGGAUGCCCUGCGGCACGUGUCCCGUGAUCCAGAAUUGCUACGAAGGUGGCGUGGUGUCCCCGGCCACGUGCCAGUAUUUCAAAAAGUGGCUUGACAUGGACUUCGACGAAAACGGGUCGUUCGACGACGUUUUCUGACGAAGCGCCGUGCAGCACAAGAUUUGUACAGCUCCGAAGAAUUGAAUAAACGUGUCGCCCGUGCGAUCGUUAGCAAAGCGAGAAAUGCACGCCUUUA